CGGCGGCGCGGCCCGCUGCCUGCUGGCGGCUGUGCGCGGCGCAUCCCGUCCCGGCUGCAGCUCGGCAGCGGCCGCCGUCGGCGCGGAGCGAGCCCACCGCACGCCAUGGCAGCGCCGGCACUGCGCGGCCCCGACGGCUGCUGCUUUCUGGACGCAGAAGCAUCGAAAGCCCAAAAGAAGACCUGCGCGAGAUACAGACUCUGCGGACUGCUCUUGUGUGUGCUGGCGAUUUUCCUCAUUCUGGUAGUCUUUGGUGUAAAGUAUCUCUGGAACCCGACGCCCAAAAAAAUUUACAGCCUGGAGCGCACGUUCCUCAGCGGCAGGGAGAAGCAGAAGGUGGUGAUGGAGAUCGACUCGCUGGCCAGGACGGAGACCUUCCAGACCGGCAACGGCACCGAGGAGAUCCUGGAGAUCCAUGACUUCAAAAACGGAAUAACCGGCAUCUUCUUUGUGGGACUUCAAAAAUGCUUCAUCAAAACUCAGACUAAAGUCAUACCUGAGACUACGGAGGCCAAGAUUCCCGAACUCGAGGGAGAAGAAAUUACGAGCACCUACUUUGAGCAAUCCAUGGUUUGGGUCCCUGGAGAAAAGCCCAUUCAGAACAAGGAGUUUCUGAAGAGCUCCAAAAUCUUUGACAUCUGUAGAAACGUGACCAUCUACUGGAUCCACCCAACACUGAUAGCAGCUCCUGAGCUCGCUGACCUCGGAGAGGGAGCAGAUGAUGCUGAGCUGCUUGUGAACAACCAAAGCUGGCUGGACGGGGGGGACGAACACGAGGUGGGGAAGGAUGCGCAGCCGGGGCCCAAGCGCCGGGCACGGCAGCUCACCGAGGAGGAUCUGCCCGUCAACGACUACACGGAGAACGGGCUGGAGUUCCACCCCUUGUGGGACGAACGAGGCUACUGCUGCGCCCAGUGCCGGCGCGCCAACCGCUACUGCCGGCGGGUGUGCGAGCCCCUGCUGGGCUACUACCCCUACCCGUACUGCUACCAGGGCGGCAGGGUCAUCUGCCGGAUCAUCAUGCCGUGCAACUGGUGGAUAGCGCGCAUGCUGGGCCGGGUCUAGGGCAGCACCUCAGCGUCCCUAGAAAGGGGGGACUCACUUCUCAGGCGUGUGCGUGCCGCGUUGCGAGCUGUCCUGAUGUAUGCUGAUGUAGCUAAAGUCUAAGUCGUUAUCUGCUUGAUUACCGGCGAGCGUGCGCCGCACGCGCGGCGUGCCCUGCGUGCCGGGGGGGAUGCGUGCGGGCUGCUCCCGGGGGGCUGGGGACGGUUGUGCUCGGCUGUAUCGUUGUCACGCUGAGCACCAAGAGGCAAACAAUAAACGUCUUGUAUGAGCGAUUGCAA
Dromaius novaehollandiae (emu) is the source of this 1343-nucleotide messenger RNA. RefSeq names its product tenomodulin (gene TNMD). NCBI's taxonomy places the organism in Eukaryota, Metazoa, Chordata, Aves, Casuariiformes, Dromaiidae. The record is from RefSeq and is a predicted model, not a curated record. The transcript has 7 exons. Gene Ontology annotation, biological process: negative regulation of angiogenesis; negative regulation of endothelial cell proliferation. Bases 106 to 1065 code for a protein of 319 amino acids.